This is a messenger RNA of Neurospora hispaniola, 1788 nucleotides long. RefSeq lists its product as uncharacterized. The transcript is spliced from 6 exons. Bases 1 to 1545 code for a protein of 514 amino acids. Lineage: Eukaryota; Fungi; Ascomycota; Sordariomycetes; Sordariales; Sordariaceae. The record is from RefSeq and is a predicted model, not a curated record.
AUGAGCGGCAAGGAGAACGCAACGACGUCCAAGGACCAGCCCAAUGAACAGGGUUACGUUCCCCACAAACCCUUCACUCCGGAAUUCGUCAAGAUCAAUGACGAGGAGGACGAAGCUUGGCGCAAAACAAAGCACAAACUCGAGGAAGUCCACCAGCAAGCCAUGAAGGUGUUUGUCACCUUUACAGAAGAAUUGAUCACGUACGGCAAUAAGUGGGAAGAGACGCUCAAAACCCUACAAGCCAACUCGUUGGAUGGGUGGUCGAUCAGAGUAACCCCGAUGAGAACUCACCCAUGGUACGACGCGAACUUCAAGGACAGAAUCCAGCUCGACAGCGCUGAGAAUGCCGAUUUUCUUCCAAGAAACUCCUCGCCGGAGCCCGACCCAUUUCGGGUUCCUCGAACAAGAGAGAACCCAUGGGGCAAUCCGUGGUUUGAGGUUCAUCACCUCCAUCCUGGCACCCUUGUUCCCGAUUAUGCCGCCAAAGUUGCCGCCGCUCGCGCCGCACUCCGCGCGAAGGACCCGAAAAACAUUGCCUAUUGGGAAGUCGACGAGGAGCCCACCGUCAAGGCAACCGCUUCCUCCAUUCCCACACUCAAACGCCUCAGCACACGUCCAAACCUGCCAUCAGCUGCCCCGGCAGCCACAACCUCAAACCCACAACAGCCCACCGAGCUUACCUCUACUACGGCUCCUGCUCAAACCGCUCGCUCCCUUCGUGCCCAGGCCAGAGCUGGACAACGCGAUCCUAGCCCCGCUACCGACGGUACCAACCCUACAACACGCGCUCGUUCUCGCUCUUCUUCCCCCGAACCAUUCCAUCGUUCCCGCAAGCGACUCACAGCCAAAGAGAAGGGCAAAGGAAAGGCCACGGACAUUGCCGAGGACAACGUCGCCCCCGCCGCCACCUCGUACGCAUCUGCCUCCGGCUCCAGAGCCUUGUCUCCCAAGAAAGACAAAGGAAAAGGUAAAGCCGAAACCGCCUCACCCGGUCCAUCCACCUUUUCCUCCUCUGCCGUCGCAGCCACUGCCCCCGUCAACAACAACAAACCAAACAAAAUUACCAACGUGCCACAAUCAAGCGCUCCCAAGUCAAAAAAGGGCAAGUACUGGGCUUUCAAGGCGGAACAACAUCUUCUCGCUGCUGCUGGUUUCGGUACCUCCAAAUCUGGCAAGAAGAACGACGACGACGAUGACCACGACAGCGACGACACUGGCCGUGAUGCUGACGAGGGGAGCAACAACGACAACAGCAACAAGUUCUUUGCCCUCGCUUGCCCUGCCCCUGAGCUGCUCGGAGUCUGUCUGGCCGAUACCCCAAACUUCGACAGGCAUCCGUUCAAGAGAAACAGAGCGGUGGAGCACUUUGUGGAGUGUGGUGUUGAGGUAGAGGGAGAGGAAGAGAUAUUUGCGAGGUUUGCUAUGGAAGUUGUCCAAGAUACUGCCCGCUGGCCUGUCAACGAUGAAUGGGCAAGGAAACAUAACCAGGGGCUGAUUGGGAAGAGGGACAGAGAUGGGGAUGUGGCUAUGGAGGAUUUGGAGUGAUUGCUACUGAUCGAAUGAGAGGGAGUGAUGUUAUGGUCGAGUGACUGUUGAAGGCUUGGAGAGAACACAGGAGAAGGGGAUCGCUACAUCCAGUGCUGGACAUGGAUGAUGGUGACACUCUCCAGCCAGUUCUUGGAGGUGACGAAGCUUGUCACACUUUACAUUAUGACAAAAGAGGAUGUAUAGAGGUCAGGAGCAGGUUCUCAGGGAAAAAGGAGUCAUGGAGAAUCGAAGGAGUCAUGG